AUUACCCUUAUCAACCACACGUGUCGUACAAGGGUCAGCCGGUACCCUUCCAACCUUUUCAGAUGGAAAAACCUCUCUCGGUCGGAGCCUCCAGUAAUCCUUUUAUCACCAACACAACGCUUCCAUUUCUCUCUCUCUUUUUCUUGCUUUUUGAAAAAUAAAGGAAUCACUAAAAUAAAUACCUGCAACUGCAAAUAAUUAAAAUAAAUUCACUGUUCAGAGAAAAUUUUUUUUUUAAAAAUAUGCUUAAAUUGGGAAAAAUUAACGAGUACUCCUUUCGUUCUUCGUCAGCCUAAUAUCUCUUCUCUAAACAGAGAAUGGGAUUUUAGGGUUUUAAAAAACUUCUUUACGUUCAGUUACUGGUUGGUUUUUGACGGUUUUGAAUUUUGUUCAACGAAGGUGAGGAGUGGAACAGAGGUUAGGGUUUUGAUUGCUGGUAGUUAGGCCUUGCAUUGUGUUGGGUUACGUUUUUAGUUCGGUUUUGAUGAAUUUAAUUGGGUUUAGGAUAAUGGGUGUUUGUUAGUUUGUUGAAGAAUACUGAGAUGGGUUUGUGCGAGGAUUCAGCAUCGGUUGAUGAACCCUCGUGUGAUUCUGAUAUUGAGAAGGAUUCGUGUGUGGAGUUUAGGGAAAAGCUGGCCUCUGAGAGUUUUUGUUGCUCGGAGACUGGUUUUGAUAUGGUUGGUGCUAAUGUGAAAAGCAUUAAUACAGUGGAUCAGUGUUUGGGUUUGUAUAGUGAUGAUGCAACUCAUUGCCUGAGCUCUGAUGAUGUUGUAGAGGCAGGUAUUGAUGAAAGAGUUCGGUUGGUACCCAAGUUUGAAAAUUUGGUUAGUGUGGGUUUGGAGAAUGUGAUGGAUGAUGAAUGUGGUGUUAAUGGGGUUUGUUUGAAUGAUAGUCAGAGUGAAGUGGAUGUUUGUAAUUUGCCAGAUAGGUGUUUGGUUUUGUCUUCUGAUGAAAACAAUGUUUGUGUUACCUUGGCAAAUGUUACAGAAAUGGUUGCUGUGAAGAGAGUUGAUUCAGUCAGUAAGUGUGAAAAUGUGGCUGGUUGGGUUGUGGAGAAGAGGGUGGGUGAUGUAUGUGGGCCUUCUAUGAAUGACAGCCAGAUUCAAGUAGAUGUUUGUUGUCCAGAGAAUGAUGGAUUGCACUUGGAAAAUGGGGGGCUUCAAGGCAAGGAUGGGAUUGUGAAAUCACCGGAGGGUUGUGAAAUGCCCUUGCAAGGGGACACUUCAGGGAUAAAUCAUGAUCAACUGAAUGUUCUAGAAGAUGAGUUUAAGGGUGAUAGGACUGUUGGUUGUCUCUGUGGUGAGGAGAGUUUGAUUGAAGAGAAAAAUGAUGCUUUAGCUGUGGUUGAGAAAGAUAUUUGCAACAGAGGAUUAACCUUGCGGAGCCCUGAACUAGCACUUGUGACCAGUUCACCAAGAAAUAGUGCUCAACAGAAUAAUCAGAAGAGUGAUAGGAGCAUUGAUUGCCCCUCUUUAGAAGGGGUAGUCGAGUUCAUGGAAGAGAAAACAGAUGCUUUAGUCAGGGUACAGGAAAAUUCAUGUGAAGAAUUGCUGCCUUCACAAUGUUGUGAAAUGCCCACAGAAUUAAUGCCCCUGACUGGUUCACUGAAGAAUCUGGUUCGCCAGGAAGAUUCAGAAAAUGAUAAAAAAGCUGGCUAUCCUACAUCAGAAGGGGUUACAGAGUAUAUGGAAGAGAAAACCAAUACUUGUGACCAAAUGUUGUCUUCUCAAGGACGUGCACAGCCAUCAGAGUUUACACCCAGAACUGGUUUACUGGGAAAUUGCAUUAACCAGAACGAGCAGAAGGGUGAUGACACUAUGAACGAAGUUAUGGAAGCAAAAAAUGAUGCUUUCACUGGAACACAGCAGAAUGAGAUAAGUGAUGAUGGGAUUAUUGAUAGUCACUCUGCAGUGGGUGUACCAGAGGUUGUGGAGGAAAAAACUGAUGUCACAACUGGUGCAAAGGCUGAGAUUUGCACUCAGGUGUUGCCUGUAGAUGAAAGAUUAAAGGAACAUUCCUCUGGAAUGUUGCCCAACUAUUUUUUUGACAAAUUGGUUUCAUUGCAGUCAUGCUUGCCCACUGGUGUUGAUGAGAUUGGCUCUGGUAAUAGAGUGGAAGUGACAGAUCUCAUUCAGAAAGAUCCCUUGAUUGCUAUUAGUUCUAACAGUACAGUUGACUGUUCUGGACAGACAUAUUGUGAAGAAAAAGAUAAUACCAGAGUUGAUUGUUUCUCCAAACCUAAAUAUCCUGACAUUAUAUCAUCAUACUCUAGAAGGAGCAGUCAAAUAAGUAAAUCAUACCCAAAGACUAAGUUAAAAAUGAUUGUAAAGAAUAGCAGGAAUGCUACCAAAGUGAAAAUCCCACACAGAAGUGUUGAUAUUAUCUUCAAGGUUGCUAGAAGGAAGAGGAGCUCUCUCUCCAAACCGGCUCGUACUUCUAUCUGGGGAUUAUUGGGCAACAUUACUCAAAUUUUCCGUAAGAGUGACGUGAGUAGGUCAGGUCAAGUUCAGAAUCUAGGAUCACAGAAAGCAAAAGGCGGCAAAGGAAGUCGAAAGCAGAAUAAGGUUCGGGCCAGUGGAUGCUCAUUGGUUUCUAGUAAAAAAAAUCAUGAUUCAAGUAAAUGCCUCCGUUUGAAGGUUAAAGUAGGGAAUAAAGUUUGUCAAAGUAGUCUGAAUGUUAUGGUUCCAAAGAAGGGUGACAACAUUGCAUCUUGUGAUAAUAUUGUUGGUGAUCAUAGGGCCGUAGAAUUUCCACAAUUUGCCCAUGGUGUUGAAGAUAAAUCAGGGGAAGAAGGGACUGACAGACAGCUUCAGUGUUUCAACAAGAAUCCAGAGGAGACAGAAAAAUACUCGGAUGAUUCUUUUGUGGAUUUUCACCUAGCAAAUAAGGAAUUAGUGGGCACUGUAUUUUUUGACGAGGCUGCUGCAGAUGUUGCAGAGGAUCAUCUUGGGAUUCCUUCUCAUAAAGGGGCCCAGGGAUUGGCAGGAAUGACUGAGAACAAUUAUGUGAAUCCUGGAACUUCACCAGAUUCAGAAGUUAUUGAUGUAAUUCCUGAGGCCCAAGUUGGUGGUAAAUCUCAAGAAGGCUUGGAUAUAACCGUUUCAACUUCCUCCACAUCUUUUGCUAGUACUAGCAGUAAGAGAGGGAAGAAGAAAGACAAUGUCCUCCUUGCUGAUGCAUCAAUACAGCAAGGAAGUUUGACAGUUUCAGCAAGCAAAAACAAAGCUAAACAACCAAAGAAACGUGGAGGCAGAAAGAAAAAGGGUGAUGGUUUUUACUCCAGUGAGACUCUUUCUACAUUCUCUGGUGCAAAUGCUUCAAGCAACUCAUCAAGCACUGUAGAACUCUGUGUGGAACCACUGCCUUCAUCAGAAGAGACUGGACUUGGAAAUAUUGAAGAGGGAAUGAUAUCUUCCAUGAAAUCUAAGGAAUAUCCACUUUCCAAAAUUUCAAAAUCUGGUGGGAUGAGAAAGGAAAGGUCUAAAGUCUCUGGCUCAGCAAAGAGCAGGAGAAAAAAUGCUUGUACACAGGGGGGAAAGCAGCGGAAGUCUGUUCAGAAAAGCAAAGUUCUGGAGAAGGGUGUUUUGAUUACAAAAGGAGGAAAGAAAGUUCUUUGUGAUCAGGUUGAAAACAAGAUGGAAGAUCAACCAAAUAUAGGAAACCACAUUGCUGAUGAUAUUGAAAAAAAUGAAUCUGGCAACAUUAGCGUAUCUGAUGAUGUAGCUAAGGUGGGCAUGGUAUCAGCUGGUGUAAGUGAGCAGUGUUUACCUCCAGAAAGUGCUUGGGUGAGGUGUGAUGAAUGCUUAAAAUGGCGGUGUAUUCCAGUUGCACUUGCAAGCUCAGUUAACAACUGCAGAUGGGUCUGCAAGGACAACAUGGAUGAAGCCUUUGCUGAUUGUUCAACACCUCAAGAGAAGUCAAAUGAGGAGAUUAAUGCAGAGUUAGGUCUUUCUGAUUUUGAAGAAGAUGAUGGUUCUUUAAAUCCCAAUGGACCAAUGGAUUGUCCAAGUAUUGCAGCUACACCAGAUCCAACUUUUAGGCGUCUUAAUUCUAAUGUAUAUCUACAUCGCAGCCGUAAAACGCAAACAAUUGAUGAGAUAAUGGUUUGCCAUUGCAAGCCACCUCUAGAUGGUAGCUUGGGCUGUGGAGAUGAAUGCCUGAAUCGAAUGCUUAACAUUGAAUGUGUUCAAGGCACCUGUCCUUGUGGUGACCUAUGUUCAAAUCAGCAGUUCCAGAAACGCAAGUAUGCUGACAUGCGCUGGAGUCGUUGUGGGAAAAAGGGUCAUGGGCUGCUGUUACAGGAGGAUGUAACCAAAGGGCAAUUUAUUAUUGAAUAUGUUGGAGAGGUGCUUGACAUGCAAACUUAUGAGGCACGACAAAAGGAGUAUGCAGCUCUUGGUCAUAAGCAUUUCUACUUCAUGACAUUAAAUGGCAGUGAGGUAAUAGAUGCAUGUGCCAAGGGUAAUCUAGGCCGUUUCAUUAACCAUAGUUGCAAUCCUAACUGCCGUACUGAAAAGUGGAUGGUGAAUGGAGAAAUUUGUGUUGGACUUUUUGCGAUUAGGGAUAUUAAGAAGCAUGAAGAGCUGACAUUUGACUACAACUAUGUGAGAGUGUUUGGAGCUGCUGCCAAAAAAUGUUAUUGCGGUUCUCCUCAAUGUCGGGGUUAUAUAGGUGGGGAUCCACUAAAUACUGAAGUAAUUUAUCAAGGUGAUUCAGAUGAGGAAUAUCCUGAACCUUUGAUGCUUGAAGAUGGAGAUGAUUUGGAAAGUGCUGUAACCAGAGCCAGUUCCUUCUAUGGUGACAAGACUCAGUAUCCUUUAAAAAAUAAAGAUAAAAUUGAUGAUUCUGUCAGAGCUGUUCAACAACCAGGGAUCUUCAUAGAAGUUGAGAACCUUGUGAACCUGUCUGCAUCUGACAUUUCCCAAUUGCACAGUUCAUUGGAAGUGCAAGCAAAAGGAAAAUAUCAUUCAGCUCAGCCAGAAAGUUCCAUAGAAGCAAAAGAUGUAAAUCGUUUAUCAAUAUCCACUGUUUGUCAAGAGAUUUCCAUGGAAGAAGAUAGUGGUGAUGCUAAUAGGAAAGACAACUCCGAUACAGUUGAUGACAAGCAAGGGUCGCUAAAACCUCGCCCUCAUAUAAAAACUUCACAUUCAUCUGGCUUUAUGAAGAAAGGGAAGAUUAGUAGUAGUCAUCUAAACAGAAACAAAGUUAAGAUGGCAGCCAACAAAUUUCAGCUUAUCAAACCCAAGAAAGUAGUGGAAGGUUCUUUUAGUGGCCGUUUUGAAGCAGUUCAGGAGAAAUUGAACGAGUUGCUGGAUGCCAAUGGAGGCAUAAGUAAACGAAAAGAUGCUCCUAAAGGAUAUUUGAAGCUUCUGCUACUGACUGCUGCAUCGGGUGAUAGUGGCGAAGCAAUUCAGAGUAAUCGAGAUCUAUCAAUGAUUCUUGAUGCACUUUUGAAAACAAAAUCACGAGUAGUGUUGUUAGAUAUAAUCAACAAAAAUGGUUUACAGAUGCUGCACAACAUGAUGAAGCAGUAUAGAAGGAACUUUAAAAAGAUUCCAAUUCUCCGGAAGCUUCUGAAGGUUUUAGAAUAUUUAGCAGUGAGGCAGAUUCUUUCACGGGAUCAUAUACUCUCUGGUCCUCCUUGUGCUGGAAUGGAAAGCUUUAGGGAGUCUAUACUGUCAUUCACUGAGCACGAUGACAAGCAGGUUCAUCAAAUUGCACGGAAUUUUAGAGAUAAAUGGAUUCCUAAACCUUUCAGAAAACCUAGCUACAUGGACAGGGAUGGUGGCAGGAUCGAUUUUAUCAGGGGUGUUAACUGCAAUAGGUUCUUAGCUUCUCAUAAUCGAUGGCAUGAUCAAGGCUCAAGACCUCCAGAAGCAAUUGAUUGUGCCACACAGUCAGUCACAAUCACUUCUGUGGAUGGUACAGCCAAUAAGAUGGGAUCUGCGCCUUGUACUGGUGGUCUUCAGAUAACUGGCUCCGCAACUCGCAAACGUAAAAGUCGAUGGGAUCAGCCAGCAGAACCAGACCUAGAUUCAAGAUUUGUUACUCAUAAGGAACAUAAGCAUGAAUCUACAUUGCAACAGCAGUGUGAAAAUUCCAGCUCAUUUUCCGUUAGAGGUCAACUAAUGCCCAAUCAUGCUGAUAAGCUGAGCAGAGAAGACAGCAACUGCCCUAACUGUGUCCACAACUACUAUAACCGAGAUGAAGCUGUUAGCUCUGAAGAUGGGGGGCAAACUACUCAAGAAGAUGCUCCACCGGGUUUUUCAUCUCCCUUUAACGUACCUCCCGGUUCAUCAGAUGCCUCGUCAACUACUAAUCUUCCUCAGCAAAGUGUUUUACAUCAAAAGUGUUUAUGUGAUGUGGCUAUUGGGCAUCCUCAGCAGAAAUUCAUUUCGAAAAAGCCUGUUUCAUAUGGUAUUCCAUUACAUAUUUUGCAGCAGUUUGGGUCACCCCAAGCUGAAACUCCCGAUAGCUGGGUUAUUGCUCCAGGCAUGAUUUUCCAUCCUUUUCCACCUUUACCCCCAUUUCCCCGUGACAAGAGGGCCCCUCCACCCGUUUGUACUGAUAGCUGUAAAACUGUCACUGAAACUAUAGAAGAAUUGCAACAAGACAAUCACUGCUUACCCACUUGCCAUCCUGAGGAAGACAAUCCAAGCACAACAGGAACUAACCAAUCAGAUGCAGAAAUACAACAAACAUGUAAACGAAUGAGGGGAUCGUCAAAUGAUUUGGGGAGAAGGUACUUCAGGCAACAGAAAAGGAAGGGGCCCCCAUGGCUUUGGAGAAGAAAUGAGCUUUCUUAUUGUUCACAGGAUAUUAGAGCGGAUAAACCAAGCAGUAAUUUUUAUCAGCGUCAAUCCCAACAAAAUCAUCAUUGAAUUGAUUUAUAGGAAUUCUGGAUUUUUCAUCCACCCCAUUAAUGUAUUCUCAAUUCUUUUACUUGUGGGUUUCAUUUUUCUAUGAAAAUUUUAUUCAAUUUCAGAA
Mangifera indica (mango) is the source of this 6987-nucleotide messenger RNA. RefSeq lists its product as uncharacterized. The transcript has 18 exons. The coding region runs from base 543 to 6881 and encodes 2112 amino acids. Gene Ontology annotation, molecular function: protein binding; histone H3K36 methyltransferase activity; zinc ion binding. The record is from RefSeq and is a predicted model, not a curated record. Gene Ontology annotation, cellular component: chromatin; nucleus. Gene Ontology annotation, biological process: regulation of DNA-templated transcription. NCBI's taxonomy places the organism in Eukaryota, Viridiplantae, Streptophyta, Magnoliopsida, Sapindales, Anacardiaceae.